Messenger RNA from Homo sapiens (human), 13278 nucleotides. RefSeq names its product establishment of sister chromatid cohesion N-acetyltransferase 2 (gene ESCO2). Gene Ontology annotation, molecular function: L-lysine N6-acetyltransferase activity, acting on acetyl phosphate as donor; protein-lysine-acetyltransferase activity. Bases 71 to 1846 code for a protein of 591 amino acids. NCBI's taxonomy places the organism in Eukaryota, Metazoa, Chordata, Mammalia, Primates, Hominidae. The record is from RefSeq and is a predicted model, not a curated record. The transcript is spliced from 12 exons. Gene Ontology annotation, cellular component: chromocenter; XY body; nucleus.
GCUCACGGAGCGGCUGGCUAGGCUGAGGAGAGCUCGCCGGGCUCUGAGGCGCAGGAAUUCAAUAAAGAAAAUGGCAGCUCUUACUCCAAGGAAGAGGAAGCAGGAUUCUUUGAAGUGUGACAGCCUUUUACACUUCACUGAAAAUCUGUUUCCAUCACCUAAUAAAAAGCACUGUUUUUAUCAAAACAGUGAUAAAAAUGAAGAAAACCUGCAUUGCUCUCAACAAGAGCAUUUUGUUUUAAGUGCGCUCAAAACAACUGAAAUAAAUAGACUGCCAUCAGCAAAUCAAGGCUCACCAUUUAAAUCUGCGCUCUCCACUGUAUCUUUUUACAACCAAAAUAAGUGGUACCUCAAUCCACUGGAGAGAAAGCUGAUAAAAGAGAGUAGAUCUACUUGUCUAAAAACUAAUGAUGAAGAUAAAUCUUUUCCCAUUGUGACAGAAAAAAUGCAAGGAAAACCAGUCUGCUCCAAGAAGAACAACAAAAAACCACAGAAGAGUUUAACUGCUAAGUAUCAACCAAAGUAUAGACACAUCAAGCCUGUAUCAAGGAAUUCUAGAAAUUCCAAGCAAAAUCGAGUGAUCUAUAAGCCAAUUGUGGAGAAGGAAAAUAAUUGUCAUUCAGCUGAAAAUAAUUCCAAUGCUCCUCGGGUUCUGAGCCAAAAAAUAAAACCACAAGUUACACUCCAGGGUGGAGCAGCAUUUUUUGUUAGAAAAAAAUCUUCUCUUAGAAAAUCGUCCCUGGAAAAUGAGCCGUCACUGGGACGCACCCAAAAGAGUAAAUCAGAAGUCAUUGAAGAUUCUGAUGUAGAGACUGUCAGUGAAAAAAAAACUUUUGCGACAAGGCAAGUGCCAAAGUGCUUGGUCCUAGAAGAGAAAUUGAAAAUUGGACUACUGAGUGCAAGCAGUAAAAAUAAAGAGAAAUUAAUAAAGGAUUCAUCAGAUGACAGAGUUUCUUCAAAGGAACAUAAAGUUGAUAAAAAUGAGGCUUUUUCUUCAGAGGAUUCUCUUGGUGAGAAUAAGACAAUUUCUCCUAAGUCCACUGUCUAUCCAAUCUUCAGUGCAUCUUCAGUCAAUUCAAAAAGAUCUUUAGGUGAAGAACAGUUUUCUGUGGGAUCUGUCAACUUCAUGAAACAGACCAAUAUCCAGAAAAAUACUAAUACCAGAGAUACAAGUAAAAAAACAAAAGACCAGCUCAUCAUCGACGCUGGUCAGAAACAUUUUGGGGCUACUGUGUGCAAGUCUUGUGGUAUGAUAUAUACUGCUUCCAACCCUGAAGAUGAAAUGCAGCAUGUACAGCAUCACCACAGGUUUCUGGAAGGAAUCAAAUAUGUGGGUUGGAAGAAAGAACGUGUAGUAGCAGAGUUUUGGGAUGGGAAAAUCGUGUUGGUUCUGCCACAUGAUCCAAGCUUUGCUAUCAAAAAGGUAGAAGAUGUCCAAGAACUUGUUGAUAAUGAAUUGGGCUUCCAGCAAGUUGUUCCUAAAUGUCCAAACAAAAUAAAAACUUUUCUUUUUAUAUCUGAUGAAAAGAGAGUAGUUGGGUGUUUAAUUGCAGAACCCAUCAAACAGGCAUUUCGUGUCCUGUCUGAACCAAUUGGUCCAGAAUCCCCAAGCUCUACGGAAUGUCCUAGGGCUUGGCAAUGUUCAGAUGUACCAGAACCUGCAGUCUGUGGGAUAAGUAGAAUCUGGGUUUUCAGACUGAAGAGAAGAAAGCGCAUUGCAAGACGACUGGUUGAUACCCUCAGGAAUUGCUUCAUGUUUGGCUGUUUUCUCAGCACUGAUGAAAUAGCAUUUUCUGACCCAACACCAGAUGAUUGUAGAAGAUUAAAUAGGUACCAGGAGACAUGAAAGAAUCAUCUUCAACAUUUCUCAAGUAGCUGCUGAUUAUCUCCUUUUAUGGAGGCAUAACAAGCUCCUGGAGGCUUCUACAGAUUCUAAAGGGAAAGAUUUCCUGGGAGGUGAGAAAGCCACUUGAGAGAAGGCUAUUUUGAUUUACUAAUUAAUUCAGUGUAAAGGUAGUCCUGGGCACGGUGGCUCACGCCUAUAAUCCCAGCAGUUUGAGAGGCCUAGACAGAGGUUGCUCAGGAGUUCCAGAGCAGCCUGAGCAACUUGGUAAAACCCUGUCUCUACAAAAAAUAAAAAAAAAAAAAUUAGCCAGGUGUGGUGGCACACACCUGUGGUCCCAGCUACUCGGAGUGGGAGGCAGAGGUGCAAGGAUCACUUGUGCCUGGGAGGUUGAGACUGCAGUGAGCCAUGAUUGCCCCACUGUACUCCAGCCUGAGUGACAGAGCAAGACCCUGUCUCAAAAAAAAAAAAAAAAAAAGCCCUCAGCCAAGUCACAUGUUGCUCUUUUGAGAAUGAGGCAAAUGUCCAAAAAGAUAACAUCUGAGACUUAGAGCAAGUUCUAGAACAAGAAUAAAAAAAAUUUUCUUCCAGUUGGUAGCAGAUUGUCUGCAAUCUUGUGUUGAGGAUUUCUAGGACCUCACCAGACUCAAGGGGCAGUGCAUGCUGGGAUUAUUUUGUAAUGUCUACCAUAGACAAGGGCUGUGAAUUUGCUGGUCUUGUCCUUGGUAUUAGUUUAUUCCUAUUAGAUAUCUCAACUGUAGGAAGUGGAAAUAAAUUUCUCAAUGAAAAGCAAUGGCUUAUGUAUUAAAGAGCCAAUUCAAGAAAGAUCCAGUUCCUGCUUUAAGUCUUAAAGCAGGAACUGCUAUUCCUGCUAGGAAAAGAAUGCCCUGGAGAAGCUGCUCUGUUGGCUUGGCAAAGAAGAGUGACACAUGUCAGAGUGAGGAUAAGAGACCCUAUUGAGUAUCAGGAUGCAAAAUUAUACAUACGUUUUUCUACAAAUUAAGACAACUUCCAAUUUACUUGUCACAUUAUUUUGAUGGAAUAUAUGCAAAUUAAUGUUGUGUCCUAUUGCUUGGUACAAUCUUAUACCAAAAGGCCUUCAGUGAUUUCUAGGCAUUUUUAAAGUUCAGAGUGCAGUUGUUCCUAAUGUUUCUGAGAACGCCCUGUGUCGGUAAUUUUUAAAAUUCUGUCUACACCCAAAUGUAGGUAUACCACCUACAUUGGCAAUUCAGUAAUUUGGAAAAUUCCCAGGGGACUGUGGCUUACAGAAACUACUGAUCCAAAACACUUUAUAGAUUAGCAAAAUAAGGCCAAGAGAGGGAAAGAAACCUCACAUUUACUCAAGUUUAAUGACAACACUCAAAUCAAUGAAGUAUAAAAUAAUGCUGAGACACCUUCUGGUACCCAAAGUGUCCUUUAUUCUUUAUCAUCCUAUUUGAGUUUUAUUGUUUUUACACAGCUGGGAAAUGCUUAAGGUACAAAUUAAUAAAUUUUAAACUCAGUAUGGAAAAUACAUUUAAUAAAUUAAAGCAAAAACCAAAGAUCUGAGGAGAUCCAAGAGAUCAAGACAAUCUGUAACCAGAGUCUGAAGUAUCCAAGGAGCUACUCUUUUUGAGGCAUAUUCUCCUCAGCUUCCAGUUAUCAUUUGAUAAACACAUCAGCAAAAGGUUCAGUGUUUUAAACAAAUGUAGACUUUAUUUUGUACUGUACAAAGUGCUAAUGUCAGUAGAUCCAUUAAAAUAUAGAAUAUUUAAGAAAGAUCAUUAAUAAAAGUAAUGGUCAUUCAAUUUAAUGUUACAGUUUACAGCGUUUUACUGCUAGUGUUUUAAGUCAGCAUGAGCAGUAUCAAAGUACUUAUGUAGCUAGUUUCUAAAACUUUACAGAAAACCCAGUACAAUUCCAAGUGCUUAUAGCCAAUAUAAGCAUAUUUCAUAUUAGAAAUAGUUAUCCAUAUGUUAACAAGAAACUAUGGUCCUCAAAUAUGCCAAUUUUAGAGUCUAAUAACUACUGAUAGUAACUAUGUAAAUAUUUUGGAAUAAACAGUUAUUUACGCAAGCCACACUUCAGCUGAGAUGAUCACUAGACAUCUGUUUCCAGAGCUUCAACAAUGUGUGCAGCAGAAGGACGAUCUUUAGGGUCUUCAUUAGUGCAUACAGAGAAGAGUUCAAUUACUUUCUGGUAUGAUUCAUCCAGUUCUUCCAUAUUAAUAGGUGGCCUAGUUCCCAACGCUGCAUAGUAUGCUUCAUCAUCAAAAUCACUUUCAUCAAAAGUUUUAUCUUGAAGGAGUUAGAGAUUGAAACAAUAAACAAAAUCACUUUAUGUCAUGGAAAAGUUUAAUAGCUCACCCUUCUCCUGAAACAAGAAUUUAUGGUCCAGUAUGCUUUCCAUUCUGCCACAGACAGAAUGGAAAUGUCUUCAAUUGUCCUGCCAUCAAGUAGAUUUGCUUUAGUCUUGGAUUUAUAGGUUAUCGACCCCUACUUUUACCCUUCCUGUGAUAGUUUUCCAAUCAAUCAUUUUCUCAGGAAAGGGGAGUUUUUAAGAUAAUGUUUUGCUUCUCUGGAUAGCCUCAAUUUUUCUCCCUAUUCUCAAUCUAUGUCUCAUUUGUGUGAGAUUAAACCUUGGUGGUACCAAAUCAGUCAUCAGUACUAAUACAUAUCUUAGAAAGAUAAAAUUAUAUAAUCUUUAGUGUGAAAUGAAGAGAUUGGGAUUUAUGUUAGAAAUUGUAUUCAUACCUUCAUCAUCAUCAUCAUUUGAAAGAUUAAUGUGUGGAAUCGAUAAAGUCAUCAUUUCCCACAAAGUAAGGCCAAAGGCAAAUAUGUCUGCCUUGUCAGUAAUAACACCAUUCUCCUCCACAGCUUCUUUGGGUUUCCAUGGCUCUGUGCCAAUGUAACAAGCCUCAGGGUCAGUCACUGAAACAAGCAAGAUGGUUAUGAAGGCAGGAGCUACAAAUCACGAAAAGGCAAGCAACCCAAAGGGAAACAGGCGAACGAUUUGAACAAGUAGUUCACAGGUUAAUCAGUGUAGCCAGAAAAUGUAAAAAUACACUCAACCUCAAUAAGGAUUACUUUCUACCUUUCAGGUUGGUAAAUAUUCAAGAAGCUGGUCAGUUGGCAGGUAUGUAGAGAAACAGCAAUUCUCUUACAAAUUAGUAGGAAUAUAGAAUGUGGAUGUUGAGAUUACAGACUCUGGAGCCAGACUGCCUUGCUUGGGUUGGUUCAAAGACAUGUGUGUGCAAGCUGCGUGACCUUGAGCAGAUCACUUCUAGACCUGAAUUUCUUCAUUUUGUGAACAAUAUUAGGCUGAGAGAAGUACCAUUUCUAUGCUUCCAUGAUUGCUAUGUCAAGGAAAAGGGAAAGGGACCAAUCACACAUAGGCUCUUUUUUAAAGCCCAAGAAAGAAAUAGGUCCACUCACAUUUCCAUUUAAACUUGAGUCAACUUGUCAAUUUCAAUGAAAAAGCCAGCUAAAAUUCUCAUUAGGAUUGGACUAAAUCUCUGGAUCAAUUUAGUAAGCAUUAACAUCUUAAUAGUAUUGAGUCUUCCAAACCGCAGUCAUAUAUUUCUCCACUUAGUUAUAUCUUACUGAAUUUUCUCAGUGAUGCUUUAUAGUAUUCAUUACAGAGGUUUUAGACUUUUUUGGUUAUUUAUUCCGAAAUAUUUUGGGUUUUGGUACUUGUAAAUAGAUUUUAAACAAUUCCAUUUUCAAUUAUAUACUGCUAAUACACAGAAAUGUAAUCACUAACUUCACUAUAGCUGUUUUAUAGAUUCCUUGGGAUUUUCUACCUAAACAACAUAUCAACUGCAAACGGGGACAGUUUCGUCUCCUUUCCAAUUUUGCCUUCUCCAUUUUCUUGCCUUAUUUUAGUGGCUAGGGCUAUAGGACUGCUAAAUAAAACUGGCAAGAGCAGGCAUCCUGGUCUUGUUCCCUACUUCAGUAUGAUACCUGCAGGUUUUUCUUGUAGACAGCCUUUUUCAAGCUAAGAUCCCUUCUAUUUCUAGUUAGCUGAGAGGUUAACUAGAUUUUAAACUAACUUUUAAAUCAAGAAUGGAUGUUGGAUUUUGUCAAACACUUUUUCGGUAUCUAUUGAGAUAUGUAGUUUUCAAAUUUGAUUAAAGACUUAAAUGUUGGACCUAAAACCAUAAAAACCCUAGAAGAAAACCUAGGCAAUACCAUUCAGGACAUAGGCAUGGGCAACGACUUCAUGAUUAAAACACCAAAAGCAAUGGCAGCAAAAGCCAAAACAGACAAAUGGGAUCUAAUUAAAGAGCUUCUGCACAGCAAAAGAAAGUACCAUCAAAGUGAACAGGCAACCUACAGAAUGGGAGAACAUUUUUGCAAUCGACCUAUCUGACAAAGGGCUAAUAUCCAGAAUCUACAAAGAACUCAAACAAAUUUACAAGAAAAAAAAAAAAAAAAACAUCAAAAAGUGGGCAAAGGAUAUGAACAGACAACUUCUCAAAAGAAGACAUUUAUGCAGCCAACAGACAUGAAAAAAUGCUCAUCAUCACUGGUCAUCAAAGAAAUGCAAAUCAAAACCACAAUGAGAUACCAUCUCAUGCCAGUUAGAAUGGCAAUCAUUAAAAAGUCAGGAAACAACAGAUGCUGGAGAGGAUGUGGAGAAAUAGGAAUGCUUUUACACUGUUGGUGGGACUGUAAACUAGUUCAACCAUUGUGGAAGACAGUGUGGCAAUCCCUCAAGGAUCUAGAACUAGAAAUACCAUUUGACCCAGCAAUCCCAUUACUGGGUAUACACCCAAAGGAUUAGAAAUCAUGCUACUAUAAAGACACAUGUACACGUUUAUGUUUAUUGUGGCACUAUUCACAAUAGCAAAGACUUGGAACCAACCCAAAUGUCCGUCAAUGACUGGAUUAAGAAAAUGUGGCACAUAUACACCAUGGAAUACUAUGCAGCCAUAAAAAAGGAUGAGUUCAUAUCCUUUGCAGGGACAUGGAUGCAGCUGGAAACCAUCAUUCUCAGCAAACUAUCACAAGGACAGAAAACCAAACACCACAUGUCCUGACUCAUAGGUGGGAACUGAACAAUAAGAACACUUGGACACAGGGUGGGGAACAUCACACCCUGGGGCCUGUCAUGGGGUAGGGGGGAGGGAUAGCAUUAGGAGAAAUACCUAAUGUAAAUGACUAGUUAAUGGGUGCAGCAAACCAACAUGGCACAUGUAUACCUAUGUAACAAACCUGCACAUUGUGCACAUGUACCCUAGAACUUAAACAAUUUUGUUAAUAUGGUGAAUUUUAUUGACUCCUCCCCCAAGCUUUGAGGUAUAAUUAACAAAUUAUAUAUGUUUAAGGUAUACAACUUGAUGUUUGAUAUAUGUAAACACUGACCUCAUAGCCACAGUCAAGCUAAUUAACAUAUCUAUCACCUCAUAUAGUUACCAUUUUUUUGUGUGUGUGAGAAUACUCAAGAUCUACUCUCAGCAAAUCUCAAGUGUACAGUAUUAACAAAGGGCACGAAGCUUCCAUUAUGCAGGAUGAGUAAGUUCUGGUGACCUAACGUACAGCAUAGUGAGGACAUUGAUUCUUGAAUGUUACAACUUUUCCUUCCUGGAAUAAGUCCUAGUUGGUCAAGAUGUAGUGUUCUCAUGUAGUAUUAGACUGAAUUGGCUAAUAUUUUGUUAAGGAUUUUGAUACCUGUGUUUGUGAAGGAUAUUGGACUAUGAUUUUUUUUUCUUAUCAGUUUAUUUUUCUGUGUACAUAGCAGGUGUACAUGUUUAUGUGUUAAUGUGAUAUUUUGAUGCAGGCAUGCAGUGUAUAAUAAUCACAUCAGGACCGAUAGGAUGUCCUACAAUGUGUCAGGUUUUCAUAUUAGAGUUAUGCUGACCACAAAAACAGACUGGGCAGAGGUCCUUAUUCCUCUAUUUUCUGAAAAAGUUUGUGUAAAAUCCAUAUCAUUUCUUCCUUGGAUAUUUGGUAGAAAUCAACAGUAAAACAUCUGGGUCUUGAGUUUUCUUUGUGGGAAUGUUUCUUAGUAGACAUAGGGCUAUGUGGAUUUCCUUUUCUUCCUAUAUUAAUUUUGGUAAAUUGUAUUUUUCAAAGAAAUUGUCCUUUUCAUCUAAGUUGUCAAAUUCAUUGCCAUAAAGCCGUUUAUAAUAGCCUAAUUAUUCUUUAAAUGUGUGUAGAAUUUACAAUAACCCUUUUCUCAUUCCUGUUGUUGGUGACUUGUGUUCUCUUUUUUCUUGAUCAGUCUAGAUAAAGCUUUAUAUAUUUCAUUAUCUUUUCAAAUAACCAGCUUUUGGCUUUGUUAAUAUUUUAUAGUAUUUGUUUUUUAUUUCAUUGAUUUCUGCUCAUAGCUUUAUUCCCUUCCUUUGGAUUUGCUCUGCUUUUCUUUUUCUAGAUUAAAUCAAUGAACAUAGGUCAUUGAUUUAGAACUUUCCUUUUUUCCAAUAUAAUUUACAACUAUAGAUUUCCCUCUGAGCCCUGCUUUAGCUAUUGCUUGCACAUUUUGAUAUGCUGUAUUUUCCUUAAUUAUUCAAAACAUUUUCCAAUUUCCCUUGUCAUUUUAUUUGACCCAUAGGUUAUUUAAAUUUGUGUUACUGAAUUUCCAAAUACUUGGGGUUUCCUUAGAUAUCUUGUUAGUGAUUUCUAACUUAAUUCCAUUGUGGCCAACAAAUAUACUCUAUGAUUCCUCCCAUAGUGUCAUACAAACCUUUACUUCUGCUAUAACUAGGAUAAACUCAAACUCUUACAGACAGAAUAUUCACUAGGCAGUGUUAGAGUGUAUUAUACUAAAAAAUGAAAAUUUUCAGUAUUUGAUUACUAUAAUCUGCAUUUCCUCACAAAUAAGGUUAGAGUGAAAACAAUAUAAUUCAUUUUGAAACAAUAGAAAGAAGACACAGUGGGGCUGUUUACUGAAAGAAAUUUCUCCAGAACUGAAGGAAAGUUCUGCCCUGAGAGUCUCAAGAACUUUACAAGGAAAAGAGGAUGAAACUAACAUUUAAAGAACAAAAGGGAGGGGUAAAAGAAGGAAAAGUGAGAAUCCAUAAGCCAGGAAAUUGAAGAUUCCAGUUAACAAGCACUCAUUUAUUCCGUUAACAUUUUGAGAGGUAUGCCUGAUAAAUGAGCAGGCUCUGUUAAGUGAGAACAAAAAUACCAGACUAGGAGGGUACCCAGUACCAGCAGGCAAGAAGGAAAGAUGAGUGGUGUCUCUAUGGUAGCCUUUGUACUUAGUUCUGCUUUGGGCAUUACAGUUUAGAAGGUAGCCAUGGACAUUAUAAGCUCCUUAAAGGUUUUCCCCUAUACUGUACCUUAUAUAUUAGAGGUACUUCAUGGAAUUCAUGACAAGAGAAAAGCCUAUAGACAUGGCCCACAUGGGCAGUGACUCUGUGGCAAUAAGGAAGGAUACUUACACCGUUCAGUAUAUACACGUAUAUGUGUGUGUACACAUACAUUCUAAGUAGGUCAGAUUCCUACAAGGAUCCAUCAGGCUAAAAAGUAGUUUUCUAGAACUCUGGGUCUAAAAUAACGGCUCCAAUUUGAGACUCGAACCACAAGUGCAUUUCCUGUAUGUAUGUUUACAGUUCUCCAAGUCUGUAAACAUAAUAGCAUGUGACAUAGUGAAUUUAACAUAGUAUUUAAACAUAAUGGAUUGGGCCCCCUGCCACCUAUGUUAGUGAUUGGGUUUGCUCCCUGUGAAGAUGGAUUGUUCUGACAACAAAAGUUUGAUGAGAUCAUAAACUAAUGGUUCAGUCAUUUCUUUUGGUUGAUACAGAAACAGUUUAUACUUUAUUUCCCUUUACUACAUUCAAAGAGUUUAAGCAGACAUGCUUUAGUUACUAUCCCAAACUGAAAAAUGAUGAAACUGGAGCUCCUACUUAUCCUUCAAUUCUCAGCUUAUUAAACAUCAUUUAGCGAGGCCUUCCUCAACAUCUAGACUAGGUUAAGGGCCACUGCUGUGUUUAUAAUUCCUUGUAUCAUAACUGUCAUCUUGUCUCAUUAGUAUUCAAAAGCUGCUUUCCAUCCUAGAUUAGGAGCUGCAACAGGGUAAGACUGUGUCUGUCUCAUGUACUCUAUAUUCAUGGUGCCUGACAUGUAUAUAGUAUUAAUAUUUGCAAAUUUAUCUUGAGAUAAACACUUAAGAUUUUGGCUUUUCAUCGAAUACUAUAUAUAUAUAUAUUUAUUUAUUUAUUUAUUUAUUUUAAUUUAUUUUUUUUUGAGAUGGAAUCUCGCUGUCGCCCAGACUGGAGUACAGUGGCUUGAUCUCAGCUCACUGCAAGCUCUGCCUCCUGGGUUCACGCCAUUCCCCUGCCUCAGCCUCCUGAGUAGCUGGGACUACAGCUGCCCGCCACCACGCCUGGUUAAUUUUUUGUAUUUUUAGUAGAGACGGGGUUUCACUGUGUUAGCCAGGAUGGUCUCAAUCUCCUGACCUCAUGAUUUGCCCGCCUCGGCCUCCCAAAGUGCUGGGAUUACAGGUGUCAGCCACUGCGCCCAGCCAGAAUACUAUAUUUUAGUUGUGAAAUGUUAAUAUAUUACCUGUUUAAAAAAAAUUUUAAGAUUUGGGUAUUUUUUUUCAAACUUUUCUUCAUAUAUGUAAAUACAUAUAAGUGCUAUUUUAUACUCUGUUUAUCUCACUGGAUAUAUUUAUGCCUAUAAAUAUAAACCCGUAUAAUUUAUGGAUAUAUGGUAUUCUAUUGUGUGGUAGUAUAAAUUAAACCACCCCUUAUUGGUGGACAUUCUCACACAUUGUUGCAUAGUCUGUUCUGCUACAAUGUGUAUUUUUGAAACAGUAAAAAGAUUGAUAUUUUUCCCAGUACAUAAAUGUUAUUUUUGAAGUGAUCAGAGGCAAAUCUCACAAAUAGAAAGCCUUUGCCUACAGAAAUGCCUUCCCUGAGCAUAUGCCUGGUGUAGUAGCUUUAAGAAUUGCUAUUGCUAACUACAAAAGCUGUGAGUGAGUCCAGGUAAAGGAGCUGCCAACACAUUUCCCACACGCUUAAAAAUAUAUAUAUAUUUUUAGUGAGAAAGCCAGAUCAAAUUUUUCAUCUUGAUGAAAAGUAUCUAUUGAAAAUACUCUCAUAUGUAACCUUCAGCAUAAACCCAGGGUUUAUGGCUACAAAGGAACAUUUUAUCAUCAUAGAAAGUUUCACUGAACAGCACUGCUCUAGAAAGUCUUGCUCCGGCUCAGAAAUGACACAAGUCAUUUCUUCUGGUAGAACCUUUCAGACGACAGUUUGGAAAUCUGCAUUUAAAAUAAGAAAAAUAUUUUAAAAUGUUUAUGCCCUUGCAGAUUUAAUGUGUUAGUAUCUUUUAUUAGGAUUAUUAACUGUUUUUGUUACUGCUUUAGUUUUCAAAGUUGCAUAGGUUUUAACCCUGUUUUUUUUUUCUAUAAACCUAGUUAUAUCUUGAAACUUUUGCGCAAUGAAGUUUUGCAGGAAAUAAUAUAUCAGGUUAUUAUAAAAAAAAUGCCUGUACUGCCUAAUUACUCAAUUACUUCUUUGGACUGUGUUCUUAAGAAUGAAACUAUAGGGUCAAAGGGCAUAAACAUUUUUAAAGGUUUUUCUUAUUUUAAAUACAGCUUUCCAAACUGUCACCUGAAAGGUUCUACCACAAGAAAUGACUUGUGUCAUUUCUGAGCUUGAGCAUUUAACUAUCACUGCAAGACUUUCUAGAGCAGUAUUGUUCAAUGAAACUUUCUAUGAUGAUUAAAUCUCCUAAAUCUGCAUUGUCCAAUGUGGUAACCAUUAACCACAUGUAGCUUCUGAGCACUUGAAUUGUGGCUAGGGUGGCUGAGAAAAUAAUUUCAAUGUUUUAAUAUUAAUGUAAAUAGCAACAUGCAGCUCAUAACUACUGUAUUGGACAGUACCACUCCAAUGCUUUUUCACCCUCCCCAUAAUGGUGGCCAUGUUCCAUAUAGUGGCUGUUCCAUCAGUAUAAGUCCUAAAGGGAGAAUGACACAGAACAAGGUGCUAAUGGCCAUGCAGCUUGAGUAAUAAGCCUUGGUUGUUGUAAGUCACUGAAGUUUUUGAGGUCUGUGUUACCACAGCAAAACCUAUUCUAACCUCAGUAAAACAGCAGUUACAAGUUCUACUUAGUGUAUGAGAGGACAUGUUAACCUACAUUGUUGCUCAUACUAGCAAUCUUUUUAUUUACUAGCAAUCUUGUUACUCCUUCAAUAAUAUAUUUACAAGUCAGGCACUAUUCUAGAGUUGAGGAUAUUUCAGUGGACAAGAUAUACAAGGUUCCCUUCUUAGAGCUUACAAGCCUAAUGGAGGAAUGGAGAAACGUUUAACAGAUAAUUUACACAGUGUGAUGAGUGUUGAUAGCAGAUUAUCUCAUUGUUAUUUAGCUUUUAAAACAUUAGUAAGAACAUUACAUAUAUAUUUUCCUAAUUGCCAUUUUUUUCAUUUCUCAACAGUCUCUUCAUAAUAGAGCUUUUAUCUGUUUCUCAUUGAUUACUAAUAACUCUUAAUGCAUUAGAAAUAUUAAAUAUCUUAUACAUUUAUCUCAGUUUCUAAUGUCUUAAGCUCCCUGCCCCUCUCCAACCCACUGUGAUAUAGAAUUCUUUUUUUUUAAAUGGAGGUACCCAUGGCUUUUUAAUGAUGGUUUCUAGCUUUGGUGUCUUCUUUAAAGUCCUCUCCACAGCCAACAUUAAAGAACUAUUUAUCUACAAUUUUUUCUACUGUUACUUUUUCCCCCAAUCUUCAAUAUAUGGGGAUUCAAGUGUAAGGAUAGAAAACAGCUGUGUUUUUUUCUAAAAUGUCCAGAUAACAUCAUUUACUGACUAAACUACCUCUUUUCUCACUAAUACAAAAAUGUCACCUUUAUCACACAACAAAUUCCUCUAUUUGGGAACUAUUUCCUGACUCUCAUGUUCUAUUUUUCUGCCUAUUUUGGCAUGAGUAUCAUCGCUUUAAUUACUGUAGCUUUAUAAAACUUUUUAUCUGCUCAGGAAGAUUCCUCCUCCUUUCAUCGAGUUUUCCCAGCCAUGUUUGAUUGAACAUGUAUCCUCAAAGAGGAACUUCAGAUUAAUUCUGACAUGUUCUAGAAUAGAUCACAUUAAGAUUAUGUAGAAUUUAUAGGCUAUCAAAUUCAUUCAUUUCUGCUUUCUGUUCUUAGGGCGUCAUUUUUUUCAAUUUCAGUUGAAUAUUCAACUUAACUUCAUAAAAGUUAAAUAAUGAAAAUGUUUCCUUUGAGUAGUUUUGAACAUAUCAAAUAGGGUUUGACUUGUUAUAUUCUUAUAUUUUCUAAAUAUUUUAUAAAUGGAAUUUGAUUUCUCUUUUUAGCCAAAAAUUAUUCGGAAGUGUUUUAAAUUCCUAAAAAGUUUGGAGUUUUUGUUUCCUAUUUUAUUACAAAUUUCUAGAUUUACAGCAUUGAUGUUAAGGAAUAUCACCUAUUAGACUAUUCAUACUUUUUAUAAUUCGAAGUUUUUUUGUGUGAUCUAAGAAUAUGGUCAAUUUUAAUAAAUAUUAUGGUGCAGAGGUA